This is a messenger RNA of Haliotis rubra (blacklip abalone), 768 nucleotides long. RefSeq lists its product as uncharacterized. The record is from RefSeq and is a predicted model, not a curated record. Gene Ontology annotation, molecular function: biotin--[biotin carboxyl-carrier protein] ligase activity. NCBI's taxonomy places the organism in Eukaryota, Metazoa, Mollusca, Gastropoda, Lepetellida, Haliotidae. The transcript has 4 exons. Gene Ontology annotation, biological process: protein modification process. The coding region runs from base 160 to 759 and encodes 199 amino acids. Gene Ontology annotation, cellular component: cytoplasm.
GAACUGGUAGCCAUGGCAGUGUUGUGAUGGCGGAGAUGCAAACAAAGGCUCGCGGAUCCAGAAACAGAAAAUGGAAGGCAGAUUCUGAAGGAAAUAUAUAUACAUCAAUUGUCAUUAUGUGAUGACCCAAACAAAAAUAGUUUUGAAGGAGUCUUCACAAUGGAAGUGGCUGCCUGUCUGUCUGUCCGAGAGGCUUUAGUGGAGCAGGGUGUGACAGGAAUCUACACAAAAUGGCCGAAUGAUCUCUGGCUCCGAGGUCACAAACUGUGUGGGGUGAUGGUUGAACCAUAUGAAAUGGACAGCAGUCUGUAUGUCCUGGGAAUCGGUCUCAACCUGAAUGCUGACUGUAGGAGAGACCCUGAUUUAUGCUCCAUUGCUACCAGUGUUAGGUGUGAAAGACAUGGCGUCGGUCUAUCAAGGGAGACAACUCUGGCUUACUUGUGUAACAGGUUAGAGAAGAACCUGACAAAGACCCAGUCAGAUCUGCGGCAGAUGUUUUACAGCAUCACCUGUAUAAGCCAUCCGAUGGUAUCGUGGUUCAACAGGAUGGGAAAUUGUCGGAUGGAAUUUUCAAGAAAGUACUUGAAAACUGGAACAUUGAAGUCAGUUAUAGAAAUGGUGACACAGUCAGUGGAACAAGUCGACAACUGUCAGUCCGGCCGGCGCCAUCUCAGACAAUAUAUGUGUGCGAGGGAGGGGGACUGGUCAGUGCAAGUACUGGAAGGCUCUACCAGACUCUGGUAUCUCUUACUGACCUGAGCAGCACGU